Molecule: messenger RNA, 963 nt
Organism: Perkinsus marinus ATCC 50983
Lineage: Eukaryota; Perkinsozoa; Perkinsida; Perkinsidae
Product: MAPK2, putative
Exons: 10
Biological process (GO): protein phosphorylation; intracellular signal transduction
Cellular component (GO): nucleus; cytoplasm
Molecular function (GO): MAP kinase activity; ATP binding
Source: RefSeq, a predicted model, not a curated record
AUGACUCAUGUUCUCGAGAUGGCUGACAGCGAUUUAAAAAAAUUAUUUCGACAAGCAAUUUUUCUCACAGAUAUGCACGUACGGACGCUUUUGUAUAAUCUUCUGGUGGGAGUUAAAUUUCUGCAUUCUGCCGGAGUUUAUCACCGAGAUUUGAAACCUGCAAACUGUCUGGUCCACCAAGAUUGCUCAAUUAAAAUAUGCGAUUUUGGUUUAUCCCGGGCUGUUGGUAUGGAAAAAGAAAUUGAAAAAAGUAUUUUCACUGAAAAAUUGGCAAAAAAAGAAAAUUCACUUGUUGGUGAUGAUGAUAAUGAGGGUAGUAAAUCGCGAAAACAUCGCGGGUUGAGGAGACAGCUGACGGGGCAUAUAGUGACGAGGUGGUAUAGAUCACCAGAAGUUAUAUUUGUCCAGGACGCGUAUGAUGAAGGUGUAGACGUGUGGAGCGUUGGAUGCAUAUUUGCUGAGUUAUUGGGAAUGUUAAAAGAAGUCGUGUCGUUUCCAUCGGAUAGAGGUCCCCUUUUCCCAGGCAGCACAUGCUUUCCUUUAUCACCGGAUCGCAAACAUGUUAGCGAUUAUAAGUUUCAUGCUCGUGGCAAUAAGGAUCAACUGAAUAUGAUAUUUAAUGUCAUUGGUACGCCUAGUGAUGAGGAUGUUGCAUCAUUCGAAGAAAAGGAUAUUCGAGAGUAUCUACGUUGUUUCACGAAACGGUCUGGUAUGGGAAUACCGGAAGUUUUCAAAGCCGCAGCUAGUGAUGCGUCGAACCUUUUAGAAAGGAUGUUGGUAUUUAACCAUAAGAGGAGGAUAACAGUAGAAGAGUGUCUUCGACAUAAGUAUCUCGCGGGUGUCCGGGGAGUGGAAAUUGUAGCAAAAGAUCAGGUAUUCUUGCCCUUUGAGCUGGAGCCUUCUUUGGAUGAAAAGGACUUGAGGCAGCACUUCAUUUCAGAAAUACAGAAAUUCCAUCCUGAG